Molecule: messenger RNA, 1160 nt
Organism: Pimephales promelas (fathead minnow)
Lineage: Eukaryota; Metazoa; Chordata; Actinopteri; Cypriniformes; Leuciscidae
Gene: npffl
Product: neuropeptide FF-amide peptide precursor like
Molecular function (GO): neuropeptide hormone activity
Source: RefSeq, a predicted model, not a curated record
GUGUGCCUAAGACUUCUGCACAGUACUGUAUAUGUAUAUUAUUACUCUCUAAUGUCUUUAAUGACUUUAACUGAUUUUGUCUAUGUCAUCAGAGUGUCAUUGAUUGAUAUGAACAAAGAAAGAGCUGGCCAAUGUUUUGGGAGUGUGUUUGCUGGUCUAGAUUUAAUAAGUAUGUUCAUCCCUGAGUUCCUGUGGGAUCCAUAAUACAGACCAUCACCAAAUCCCCAGCAUAACAGAUGGAGCAUCAGUCACUCAUUAGUCUCUGGAGUCGCACGCUUACUAUAUAUAAGGACAGUUGCCACAGCCAUGGGAAAGCUUGGCCAGAUCGGCUCCACUUACACCAUAACACCAGUGCAGAUCCAGAUGAGCAGCGCCUGGACUGGUCGAACUGCAGUGAUGGAUGCAGGUGUGUGGCUGGUGAUCGGCGUACUGCUGGUAAUGACUGAUCUGAGCCAGUCCUUCCCGAAAGAGGACGUGCUGGAGCAGAGCAAACACCCGCUGGAGUCACGCGAGGACUCCGACAGGACCACGGUGGAGAGUCGAGAGGCCUCGGAGGAGAAGAUGGAUCAUUUACUGGAGGAUCGUCUUCUGGUGGAGAUGUUGCGGUCUUUACUCCAGGACUCUCAGAGAUAUGAACGCAACCCUUCAGUGCUGCACCAGCCCCAGCGGUUCGGUCGGGGCGCUCGGACUGGCGUGUCCACAGAGGAAAGGAUACAGUCCCGUGACUGGGAGACGGUUCCUGGGCAGAUAUGGAGCAUGGCAGUGCCACAAAGAUUUGGCAAAAAAUAACACCAAGCCAUCAUAAAAAUUGAGUGAUGUCUUCAGGGUAUUGCAUAAAUAGAAAGGUGAAUUAUUUGAUCAGAAACAUCUAAAAGCAUUUCAUUCAUUUCUGUCUCCACUACAUUCCCAAAUAAAAGAGUCAGCUCUUAUUUGCAUUUCAUGAAAUAUGUGAUAGUAACUAUAACACAUCAAAACAAUAAUAUUUAAGUGUAUAAGUAGUAAUUGUUUAAUAAGUUCUGUACAAGUGUCAGGGAAUGUUUUGAUUUUUAAUCCAUUGUAAUUGAUAAUCAUUGAAUGUGUUGUGUAUUUUGUGUGUAUAAAUAAAUGAUCAGCUUUGCUUGUUUAGUGUAAUGUAGCUGAGGAAAGCAGGCCAAAACGAG